Messenger RNA from Eriocheir sinensis (Chinese mitten crab), 2060 nucleotides. Its product is annotated as 2-acylglycerol O-acyltransferase 1-like. NCBI's taxonomy places the organism in Eukaryota, Metazoa, Arthropoda, Malacostraca, Decapoda, Varunidae. Gene Ontology annotation, cellular component: endoplasmic reticulum membrane. The record is from RefSeq and is a predicted model, not a curated record. The transcript has 10 exons. The coding region runs from base 351 to 1727 and encodes 458 amino acids. Gene Ontology annotation, biological process: triglyceride biosynthetic process. Gene Ontology annotation, molecular function: diacylglycerol O-acyltransferase activity.
AUCGUACAUCUGGGAGCGCGGCGAGGGACGGCGGACGUCAACAAGGCUGUGCGGGACGCUGUCAGCUGUCCCUGUGCUCUGCUCCUCUUCCCCGCGAAGGUCCACCCUCAAGGCCGCCACACAGGAGCCUGGUGAGGUGGAGGAGGAGGACGAGGCGCUGGCGGGGCGUGACACAGCCUGAAGGAGGAGCUGAGGAACAAAGUUGGUUGUGGAGGAUCAGUGAUAACGUCCUCCUGGAGAUACUGUUUAGAAAGUGAUAAGAUUGUGGUGGAGGGUUACCAAUUCAUGGCCUUGACUCAGGAGAAGUCAAUGUGCAGAAUAAACUUGAAGUCAUACAGGUGCCAGUAAUCAUGGAUGGACUAAAGCUUGCUACCCCCACCACCACUGGCCUGGAGGCUAAGGGGGCCCCACAAACCACCCUGGAGCAGGAGACCAACCAACGAGUGGAGGAAAUCCUGCCCACUGAGGGGAAUAAAACACCGUCACACACGAACAAUGUGAGGAAUGAGCCGAGGGAGCAGAAUGGUGUGAAGCAUGAAGGGAACAACAUUAAGCAGGAAGUCAAACGUGAGGACUCGGAUGAAGAACUCAGGAAAUACAACCGGAAGAUCCCUCAGGAGCGUUCAGCUGUCAAGAAGGAUGAGAUUGAUGCACACUAUGAUAAGUUGCCGUGGGUGUUCGGGGCUCUGGGUCGUGUCUUCAACCUGGGCAUCAGCUAUGGGCCACAGUUUGCACCCAUCAGGAUCCCUCUCCGCCGCCGCAAGCAGACCUUCGCUGUGCUCUUCUGGAUGUCCACCUUCCUCUUCAUGGGGACCGGCUCACUCUUCUUCCUCCUCUACCUCUUCUUCUACACACAGUACUGGUGGGUGUCCCUGUGCUACCUCACCUGGUUCAUCGGCGACCGCUCCGUCUGCAACCGUGGCGGCCGCAGGAUUGAGUGGCUGCGUCGGUGGCCUCUCUGGAAGCACUACCGUGACUUCUUCCCAGUUCACCUGAUCAAGACUGCCGAGCUGGACCCCUCCAAGAACUACAUCAUGGGCUACCACCCCCACGGCAUCCUCUCAGCUGGCGCCUUCUGCCACUUUGCCACCGAGGGCACUAACUUCAGCAAGACCUAUCCGGGCUUCACUCCCCAUCUACUUACCCUGGAGGGACACUUCCUCCUCCCCUUCUACAGAGAGUUCUUCAUGGCUUCGGGUGCCGUGAGUGCCACUCGGGAGAGCAUGGACUACCUGUUGGGGAGUGAGGCAACUGGCCGAGCCCUCUGCCUAGUGGUUGGAGGAGCCAAGGAGUCCUUGGACUGCCACCCCGGAACUGUCUGCCUCCACCUUAAAAAGCGCAAAGGAUUCUGCAAAAUGGCUCUCAGGCAUGGUACCUCACUUGUGCCAAUGUUUUCCUUUGGAGAAAACGAAAUCUAUGACCAAGUAGCAAACCCUGAAGGUUCCCUCAUUCGCCGAGUCCAAAACACUCUCCAGAACAUCAUUGGACUUGCUCCGUGUGUGUUCAUAGGACGUGGUGUCUUCCAGUACAGUCUUGGCAUUGUCCCCUUCCGCAAGCCCAUCUAUACUGUAGUUGGUUCUGCCAUUGAUGUGCCACUUGUGAAGAACCCAACCAAGGAGCAGAUUGUGGGGCUGCAUGAAAAGUAUGUGAAGGCCGUGGUGGACCUGUACAACAAGUACAAACACAAGUACUCGGAGUUCCCUGAAGCUGAAAUAAAAAUUGUUUGAACAAGCAUCACUCCUCCCCACCCUCCACUGCAGUCUACUGCCACUGCUACCUUGAUAAUGAAGCUGUUGUCCAAGGUGUCUUAUAAUACUACAUCCUUACUACUAGUAGCAUACAUUCCAGAAACAAACAUUAAUAAGGUAAGCUAAAAAUUGUGAUAAUCCAUUUUACUCAUGUACCUUGUAUUGAUUAUACUCAACUCAGCAGUCUCUCUUUCUCUCUCACACACACACACACACACACACACACACACAACACAUACUAAGGAACAGCAUACAUGUAUAAAAAUAAUUUUUAGAUAUGACUUACAGUGUCUCAAAGGAUAUAUAUAUAUA